Molecule: messenger RNA, 1733 nt
Organism: Papaver somniferum (opium poppy)
Lineage: Eukaryota; Viridiplantae; Streptophyta; Magnoliopsida; Ranunculales; Papaveraceae
Exons: 3
Coding region: 260-1453 (397 amino acids)
Cellular component (GO): plasma membrane
Source: RefSeq, a predicted model, not a curated record
ACAGGGAAACUACUUUCCUGAUUAAAAGAGAAGACUGAAGAAGAGCCAGCCGAUCUUCAAAGGGAGUUGAAAAAGUAAUGUCGGAUUCAUCCGAAUAAAGGUAAUAGAUAAACAAACAAACAAAAGAAGCUUAGUUGAGAGAGUAUACACAAGUUAAAUAUUGGUAUUACAAAGGUGUAAAACCAUUCUCUUCUUCUUGUCUGAGACUGAGAGAGAGAGAGUGAUACAGAAAAAAGAAGAAGGUAAAGUGAGAAGAAAAAUGGUAGGAAGAAACAUCAAAUGGCUCUUCUUUUCAGUGAUGUAUUUGGUGGUGAUGAUUAAUCAUCAUUCAGCUCAAGCAGAAGAUGGAUUACUAAAAAAUGGUGACUUUGAAACACCUCCAACAGGUGGGUUCUCGAAUGAGGGUGUGGUAGAUGGUACAGAAUACAUCCCUGAGUGGAAAACAAGCGGAACAGUGGAGCUGGUUGAAUCAGGACAGAAGCAAGGUGGAAUGAUCCUCAUAGUACCUCAAGGUUUACAUGCUGUACGGCUUGGAAAUGAUGCCCAGAUAAGCCAGAAUCUCAAGCUUGAGAAGGGGUCGUUGUAUUCAAUCACCUUCAGUGCUGCAAGAACAUGCGCUCAGUUGGAAAGUCUCAAUAUAUCUGUUCCUCCUGCUUCACAGAGCAUUGAUCUACAGACCCUUUACAAUGUGCAGGGCUGGGAUUUUUAUUCAGUGGCAUUUCAGGCUGAUUCGGAUGAUUCACGUGUAGUAUUUCAGAAUCCAGGCAUGGAAGAUGACCCUACUUGUGGUCCCAUCAUUGAUGACAUUGCCAUAAAGAAGCUUUUUACACCUGAAAAACCCAAAGACAAUGCUGUGAUCAACGGUGACUUUGAAGAAGGGCCUUGGGUGUUUAGAAAUACUUCAUUGGGCGUUUUGCUCCCUACUCACCUCGACGAAGAGACAACAACAUUACCAGGUUGGAUCAUCGAAUCCAACAGGGCUGUCAGAUACAUCGAUUCCUAUCACUUUGAUGUUCCACAAGGAAAGCGAGCCAUCGAAUUGUUAUCGGGAAAGGAAGGUAUCAUCUCCCAGAUGGUGGAGACCAAACCUGAUAAAAAGUAUAGUCUUACUUUUGCCAUAGGACAUGCUGGAGACUCAUGUCAGCAGCAACCAUUGGCAAUAAUGGCCUUUGCAGGAGACCAAGUCGCUAACAUACAUUACAUGCCUGGAGCGAACAAAACUUUUGAUACUGCAAAUGUUACAUUCACAGCCAAGGCUGAAAGAUCUCGGAUAGCAUUUUACAGUGUUUAUUAUAAUCAAAGAAGUGAUGAUAAGAGCUCCCUGUGUGGACCAGUGGUGGAUGACGUGAAGGUGUGGGACUUUUCUAAAUCUAGCACAUCAAGAAUUUUAUCCGGCAGGUUGAGUCAUUUGGCGCUUAUGUUUUUGUUUGUUUUAUCAGUUUUUGUUUACUAAGGUAUCCUUCAUAUACUUUCAUGGCAUGAUGAGGUGGGCAAAUGUCCCUUCCUCCAGUUCAAGUAUGAAUUUGUAUGCCAUUGCAGAUUAAUCAGGAUCAGGCGGUCACUUGAGACAUAUAGAUAUGCACAUGUAGUUUUCUCAUCAAGUCUUUGAAUGCCUGUACUAAGUUUAGUUUUCUUGGUAAUAUGUUACUUUCUGGUUUUCAGCUGAAUCUGUACUUAGUAGUUGUAUGUGUAGUAGAUAUCUAUAACUUUUUUCCAAGGUGUACGUUCAUAUU